Molecule: messenger RNA, 2235 nt
Organism: Zophobas morio
Lineage: Eukaryota; Metazoa; Arthropoda; Insecta; Coleoptera; Tenebrionidae
Product: leucine-rich repeat flightless-interacting protein 2
Exons: 6
Coding region: 326-1534 (402 amino acids)
Biological process (GO): regulation of DNA-templated transcription
Source: RefSeq, a predicted model, not a curated record
AGAAAUGUCGUCACAAAAUUACACAUGUGUAGAAUUUUGCAUAUAACUGAGAUUAUUCCGUAAGUUGUCCUGUGAUAAGAUAAAAUAGUGUUGCGUCCUUAUCGAGAAACCAUCAUGUGUCGUGAUUUGUUUUGAUGUGUGUGUGAUAAGAGUUCGUGAUCUCGUAUCGUUACACCCCUCGGAGGUCUAAGAGGUCGAUCGGAUUAAUUGAUUUUGUCGGAUUCUGGCUGCAUUUUCGCGAUGAUUAUGAAACAGGAAGAAAUUAGAUGAACCGUAAGAAUUGCGAGUCUGGUGUUGGUGUUGUCCUCUCCGGUAGAUCCUCGCAAUGGACGGCGUCGGCGGGCGAAGACGCAUCGCGGCCAAGUCGUCUGCGGAGGACCAGGCGCUCGAUCAGAUCGCCAAAGAGGCGGAGGCACGUCUGUGGGCCAAACGGCAGGCCAGAGCUGAGGCGAGGGAGAUACGUAUGCGCGAGCUGGAGAGGCAACAGAAGGAGCAAGAGGAGAAUGCCGACAGACAAUUCGACAUGCUGUCCGAGCCGAUGGCGAGGACGGCGAGGGCGGCCGGGGGCGGCAGCAGGUACCUGUCGAGCAGGAGGAGCUCGGAGGACUCGCUGGAGGACGGGGGCAGUCUCAGGGAUUUGCGGAACGAACUGAAAGAGUACGAGGACAAAUUCCGCAAGGCGAUGAUCGCCAACGCCCAACUCGACAACGACAAAACCUCUCUAACAUAUCAGCUGGAAUUAUUCAAAGAUCGGAUAGAGGAGCUCGAAGAGGAGCACUCCCAGUUGAAGAGAGAGCACCGCGAGAAGUGCCGCGAACACGACCAGAUGAAGCGGCUGUGCGCGAAAAUGAAGGACGACUUGGCUGUGACCAGAGCCGAACUCGAGGAGCGGGAUCAGCUGAUCAGUGAGAAGGGCCUGGUGAUCGUCGGCGAGGAAUCAAUCAACGAAGAGGAACAAAGAAACGGCGACACCAGCCUCAAUAGUAUAGGUACCCCCAAGAAGGCCUUAGUUAGUGUAGAAAAUGCCCAGUUGCUGGAGAGCGCGGGCGAGGGCAGCCUCGACGUGCGGCUCGCUAAAUUCAUGAAAGAAAAAAGCGAACUACAGGAUCAGAUUAGCCAUUUAAAAUUAGAAUUAGAGGAAGAGAGGAGCAAGAGGAAAAAGUCGAAUUCGGUGGGCACGUUGAACGGGCCGGCGUCCGACCAAGAUCUAGACGAACUAGACAUACAAAGGUUUUCAGGAGAGGCUAGCAAACAACUCGGCGACUAUAAAUUUCGGGCUCAGAAGGCUGAACAAGACGUCGCUACGCUCCAAGCCACGGUUGCGAGGCUAGAAAGUCAGGUGAUUAGGUAUAAGGCGGCGGCCGAGGUUUCCGAAAAAGCCGAGGAGGCGCUCAAAGCAGAGAAGCGAAAGUUGCAGAGAGAGGCACGCGAGGCUUUGAGCAGAGCAGAGGAGUUGGAGACGUCAAAUACGCACUUAUUAAAACGGUUAGAUAAGCUGAAGAACGCGAAGUCGGCGUUGCUGAAGGAACUUUGACAAUCGCCGAGUAAUUAGUGAUGGGAAACAUUAAAAAAUUCCUCUUUCAGGUUAGUGCGUGACAAACACGGAACGAGUGCAGUGAACACGAAGAGUAAUCCUUUGAAAAAGUUAUUCUAAUUUAUUUUAAUGUUUUAACAAUUUUAACAAAUUUUAACUGAAAAUGUUUAGAUCCAUGGUCAUUUUAAAGUGAAACUUGUUGUUAUUUAUUUGUUUGAUCGUGUAAAUCUGUUUGUCAAAUUAUUUUGUAUUUAUUUAGUAGAGAGUAAGUUCCCCAUUGUUUUUUAUUUUGUAUAUAGGUGUGUAAAAAUUAUCUCAGGAGCAUUAUAAUCCGUACCAUUUGCUUGCGAAAUUGCAAUAUAAUUUACCAGCAGACUUGCUUCUACCAGGUGAUACUAAUACUUAAUAUCUAGCUAAAAGUAAAACUUAGCUCAAUUUAUACAAAAGUUUAGAAAUAGUGGACGCUAUAUAACAUUUAGCUCUCUGGAAUCAAGCUCAACAAGUUGGUGAUAUUUUCGAAACACAAACUUGACGUGGAGCGCAUCAAACAGAGCCAUAAAGUCUUAAAACUUGUGAUUUAUAUUAAUUCUGCUCUAACUUAACCUGACGUGUAACAUGAAUUUGUACAUAUGAAAUAUGUGAUUUUUGUGUAUAUUCUUUUGGUAAAAGGUAUUUCAAGAAAUAAACUAAUUUAUAAAAUG